UCGAGACCAGCCUGGGUCAGGAGUUCAAGACCAGCCUGACCAACACGGUGAAACCCCAUCUCUACUAAAGAUACAAAAUUACUUUUUCACAAGAUGGCACCGAAAGCGAAGAAGGAAGCUCCUGCCCCUCCUAAAACCAAAGUCAAAGCCAAGGCUUUGAAGGCCAAGAAGGCAGUGUUGAAAGGUGUCCACAGCCACAAAAAACAGAAGAUCUACAUGUCACCAACAUCCCAGUGGCCCAAGACACUGCAACUCUGGAGGCAGCCCAAAUAUCCUCAGAAGAGUGCCCCCAGGAGAAAUGAGCUUGACCACUAUGCUGUCAUUAAGUUUCUGCUGACCACUGAGUCGGCCAUGAAGAAGACACAAGACAACAACAUGCUUGUGUCCGUUAAGGACGUUAAAGCCAACAAGAACCAGAUCCAACAGGCUGUGAAGAAGCUCUGUGACAUGGAUGUGGCCAAAUUCAACACCCUGAUUUGGCCUGAUGGAGAGAGGAAGGUGUAUGUUCGGUCAGCUUCUGAUUACGAUGCUUUGAAUGUUGCCAACAAAAUUGGGAUCAUCUAAACUGAGUCCAGCUGGCUAAUUCUGAAUAUAUGUAUAUCUUUUCACCAUAAAAAAAUACAAAAUUAGCUGACUAUAAUCCUAGCCACUUGGGAGCCUGAGGCAGGAGAA
This is a messenger RNA of Chlorocebus sabaeus (green monkey), 672 nucleotides long. The record is from RefSeq and is a predicted model, not a curated record. Lineage: Eukaryota; Metazoa; Chordata; Mammalia; Primates; Cercopithecidae.